AUGGCGAACCAGGAGAUCCCCAGAGCAGAAUUUGGGGCAAUUCUAACUCAUAGGAAUCAGGCCAUCCGCCAUCACCGAGUCGUGGAUAGUUGCAUUCUGGAGGGGGGAAAAGUUCAUCAAAGGUAUGAGGCCAAUCGACAAGGAACUGGCGAAAAACGGCUUGCGCUAUGGCAGAGAAAGGACGUAGCGUCUUUGAAGCAAAGGAUCAGGUACUGGUACUACCUUACCCCAGCCCAAACUCCCCUGGUGCCAUCCCUUCGACUUCGCAUCUUGAUAGACAAGCUCCGCUGGCCAUGCCAGUUUGACCCGCGCGACAUCUGCGGCGAUGUGUUGCACUGCUUAGCUCUGGGUGACCGAACGGGUGUCUUGAUGGCGGUCUGUGUAAGACGUGAAGAAUUCAAUGGUGCCGAACUGUUGCGGAAUGAACAAUUGAGCACGCGGGCACACGAUUGCAAGGACGGACGAGCCUCCGAGAAAGAAAUAUGCGUUUAUGUGGACUUGCACAAUUCUCGCUUCGACGCUUUCUGUCAUUUUCUGGCUUUCGGCUACUGCUCACGGAAAAUGAUAAGGGGAGAAGAAUUACAUAAAGAGGCUAAAUCUUGUUUGCACGGAGUUUUCGGCUUUAAUCUUAGGAGGAACAUCCUUUUUGACAAACGACUUAGUGUUGGGAUCUACCUCUACUUCUCCGAGCUAGAUGAGCAGCAACAUAGACGCGGAGGUCGUUCUCCGGACCUCAAGUCGACCGCUGCAGAGUUAGAGGGCGACGAUGUCGGUUUCAUGCUUAGAACCGAAGAGAAUUGGGCGCCGGACCGAUAUCGUAUCGACUGUAUCCUUGACAUCGUCUGGGAAGCGAGCCUAAGAAAGCUUCGGGAAGGAGAUGAAGGUGCACAGAGAGAAAAGAUUGCACUGCUGAUCGACGGCAACAACUCCGGGGCUCAGCCAACUUUCCGGGAAUUCCUUGGAGGCCUAACCGCACAAGAGCUGUAUGAAGAACUCAGGAAGCAGCGAUAUGAAGAUGACGACGAGGCCCCUAUUGUUAAUGCUGACCGGAGAUUGAUCUAUAUUUCUAAUCUGGAUGCAUGGGGCAUUCUCGCACUUGUUGGAACUGCACCGGAAUCUCUCUCUCGGCUUUUGGGCGACUUCAUGAUCAACUAUAUAUGUGCAAGCCCGUCAAUCGGAGUUUCGUUUUCUACUGAGGGACCAGAGACCUUCACUAUGCAAUUUUCGCUGCCAUUCCGUGUAUGGAGAUCUAACAAUGGCUUGAUGAGUGACAAUCGUCAAAAGAAGCCUUCAGGAGAGCCACUUCGAGCGUCGAGAAAUGCCACGUUCUUGAGGUACCUAGGGCAGUGUGAAGGACUUCCGAACCACACGGACGGCAUUUACGCUACUACAAUGAGUUGUAUGGUCACUGGUUAUGACCAAUGGCGUUGGACCGGGUUGGUUCUCCUGGAAACAUGGUUUGAUGAGAUACUUGAUGACCCGUCGCCGGAUAUGAUAACUCGCUACGAAAACGAUUUCCAGGAUGGAAUGAUCUCAGAUCCUCUGUGCAGAGGAAAGGAUGAUGCGACUAGGACUGAGUGGUCUCCUCGGCCUUACUUCAUUCGUGUCCUCGAAAUACGGAUUGUACAGAUUUAUCGAGAGUGGACUUUCCUUUUCGCGAGACUUGACGAAAGAUUAAAAGCCAUAACCAGGCGACAUAAGGAUUUGAUUACACGUGCCCGAGUGCCAGCGAAAGAGCCACGAGAGUUCCAAUCGAGACAGGCUCAGAUCCUGCGGGAGUUCGAUGAGUUUGAAAGGGGCUUCAGUGAACUGAGAGACAUUCUGGAGGAGCUUGCGCAAGAUUUGAAAGAGACCGUCAGAAGCGGCGAAUCCUUCAUGAAUACAGACGUCCGCUAUUUCAUUAACUAUGAUGAAUCAGAAGACGCGUCUCUUUGUAUUCCACACUUGACGCAAAUCCGGAACACGUUCAAUAUCCUCGAGCAACUAGGAAUGAGACUCAGGGAUAUGCAGCAAAAGUGUAGAGACCUGAUGGAUGAGGCCGUCUCGGCGCGAAAGAUUUAUCGUGUUCAACUUGCGCCCGUAGCACCAUCUAGCCAUGUGCAUCUCUUCGAGCCUCGCGUGCUGGCAUGGAUUACGAUUCUUACUCAACCGCUCAUCAUCACGGCUGCCAUUUUUGGAUGCGAUGACAUCGUCACAUUCAAGCGGAACUGGCAAAAUUUUAUCAUCGUAAUGAUCGUGAUAACUGUUAUGUUGGUCAUAAUAGUACUCUUUGUUCUAAGAUUGGCCAGUGGUCAAUGGUUGUUUCAAACGACGAAGACUUGUUCUGAUCAUACGGAAGAUGGCCGUUAUGCAGGUGAAGGAACACGCGACAACAUAGGGAGAGAAUGGGAGCAACAGUCAGCACCACGAAGAACAUUCUUUACCGGGUUGGUUGACAGGGUUCAAGUUCAGGACAUUAGAAGGACCAUGGCCGGAACGCCUAGCGCCAGGGGCCAAGUAAUGGAGCUUGAGGAGGCGAACCCGACUUGAUACACUCUCCGUCCUUAGGGGUCAGAGAAGGUGAGAGUUGGUUGCGGAAACAUGAAAGCAAUAUUAAAGCAGC
Messenger RNA from Colletotrichum scovillei, 2602 nucleotides. RefSeq lists its product as uncharacterized. The record is from RefSeq and is a predicted model, not a curated record. NCBI's taxonomy places the organism in Eukaryota, Fungi, Ascomycota, Sordariomycetes, Glomerellales, Glomerellaceae. The coding region runs from base 1 to 2529 and encodes 842 amino acids. The transcript is spliced from 14 exons.